Molecule: messenger RNA, 1334 nt
Organism: Drosophila grimshawi
Lineage: Eukaryota; Metazoa; Arthropoda; Insecta; Diptera; Drosophilidae
Product: nuclear transcription factor Y subunit beta
Exons: 2
Coding region: 132-560 (142 amino acids)
Source: RefSeq, a predicted model, not a curated record
AUACAGACGCACGCACAGAGCACAGUUCGAGAGUGAGCGACGCAGAGCCAGUUGUAAUUAAAUUAGUAACCAGAACACAAGACUGGAAGUCCUUUUUAAUUGAUUUUAACGUGGGACUCACGCCUGUUAACAUGCACAGCAUAGCGGGGAGAAGUAUUUCUAAUCGUUUCAACAUUUAUCAGCGCAUAACAAGCAUAACAAUGUUUUGGACGGCAGUUGCCUCCACCGCGGUUACAUCAGAUACUUUAGAGCCAUCAGCUGGCCUGGCCAGUGCAGCGCCAACCUAUCAGCAACAGCAUACGAAGCCGCCCCGCGUAUUUAACAGCAGCUGGGAGCUAAGCAAUGCUGCAUUCAAAGUGCGACGCCACAGCCAGCAACAGCAACAACUGCAGAAGCAACAACAAGAACUAGAGAAAAAGCAGGAGUUGCAACAGCAACGGCAGCAGCCGCAGCCAGUGGAAAAGCGGGAGCCAAACAAAAAGAAAGUCAGUCCAAAAAGUGAGAGUAAAAUAUUGAAAGCGUUUACAUCCUGCAAGUGCACACAAAACGAAUUAAACUAACUACUAAUUACUAACAACAACCAAAUACCAAAUACAACAAGACGCCUACCGAUCAAGUGAUUCGCAUAAAUAAAGAAAAAUACAAAAACAAAAAAGCAAACAAUUUUCUGACAAUAAAACACAAUUUACACAUGUAAGAAAAAAAAAAGUCGACUUGGUGAAGGAACGAAGGACAUGCAAAUUCUAAAGAAACUUUGAGAAAAAGGCAAUUCAAAAGUGCAACAGGAUAAGCAAUCCACGUGGAUAUAACCAGGAAGCAAAGAAAGGUGCUCAGCUGCAUCAUUUACUAAUGUAACAAUAAUGUUUGGAGCCAUCUGCAAUCUGUUGCAUCUGCUGAAGGUGUGCCAUGACACGUUGCAGGAGCAAUCACUUGAAACCAAAGGCACUGCUGCUGACCAAUUACUGCAUACUGUUUGUGGAAUGCAGCAGAAAAUGCAACAGCCAUUCUUACAGGAUAUGCAGCAACCGAUUUCGAUGACUCCUCUAUGACGUCUCUAUUAGAGAAAGUGGUUGCAACAGCAGCAAUGACACACAACACGUGGCUCAGAGCUUUGAGCAAAACUGCAAUCGCUUCAACACAGCUGACGGGCAUUGACAGAGCUGUUCUACUUUUGAUUCCCAAUAAAAUGGAGUUGUUCUAUCGAACUAACUAACUGUUGACUAAGGUAAAAGGCAUUUUAAAACAAUCCGCGCAACAGUUGCAACAGUUGCAACAAAUGCAACAUAUGACAGCUCUUUGAGUAGGUAUAGCUCUGUGUUUACCAACAUAUUACU